Molecule: messenger RNA, 2382 nt
Organism: Cryphonectria parasitica EP155
Lineage: Eukaryota; Fungi; Ascomycota; Sordariomycetes; Diaporthales; Cryphonectriaceae
Product: family 66 glycoside hydrolase
Exons: 4
Coding region: 1-2229 (742 amino acids)
Biological process (GO): post-translational protein modification
Cellular component (GO): membrane
Molecular function (GO): dolichyl-diphosphooligosaccharide-protein glycotransferase activity
Source: RefSeq, a predicted model, not a curated record
AUGGCGUCGGUCCUCGACUCUGUUCUAUCUGGAGGCGCCCAGGGCCAGAACUCCAGAGCUCUGUUCAGAGUCGUCAUCCUCUCCUUGAUUGCUGCUGCUGCUAUCGCCAGCAGACUGUUCUCUGUGAUUCUCGAUCCUUGGUUCAAUUUCAGAGCCACCAAAUACUUGGUAGCUAAUGGAUUCUACAACUUCUGGGACUGGUUCGACGAUCGGACCUGGUACCCGCUGGGCCGGGUCACUGGAGGAACUCUCUAUCCCGGCCUGAUGGUCACCAGCGGCGUCAUCUACCACCUGCUCCGUUUCCUCACUGUUCCUGUCGACAUCCGAAACAUCUGCGUUCUUCUCGCACCAGGAUUUUCCGGACUGACUGCGCUGUCCGCCUACUUCCUGACCAAUGAGAUGACAACCUCCCAGUCGGCCGGCCUGCUGGCUGCUGUCUUCAUGGGCAUUGCACCUGGUUACAUCUCUAGAUCAGUCGCAGGCAGCUAUGACAACGAGGCUAUUGCCAUCUUCCUACUGGUUUUCACCUACUUUCUCUGGGUCAGGGCCGUCAAGCAGGGGUCCAUGAUGUGGGGUGCCCUGUGCGCCCUUUUCUACGACUGGAUGGCUGCCUCUUGGGGUGGCUACGCCUUCAUUACCAACCUUAUUGCACUGCACGCCUUCGUUCUCUGCCUUUCGGGACGAUACAGCCCCAGACUCUAUGUUGCAUACAGCACCUGGUAUGCCAUUGGCAUGCUGGGCAGCAUGCAGAUUCCGUUCAUCAACUUCUUGCCUGUCAGCUCGAGUGACCAGUUCCCGGCCCUAGGUGUCUUUGGGCUUCUGCAGUUCAUGGCCGCUGUCGAUUACCUUCGCAACUUCCUACCCGAGGAUAAGGUUUCGAGGCUCCGAAUCGGAACCUUCAUUGGGCUCCUGAUUAGUGGACUCGCCAUCAACAUUAUUCUUGUGAAGACUGGCAAGAUCGCGUCUUGGGGUGGACGUUUCUACUCGCUCUGGGACACUUCAUACGCCAAGAUUCAUAUCCCCAUCAUCGCCUCCGUCUCGGAGCACCAGCCGACCGCCUGGCCCGCGUUCUUCUUUGAUCUGAACAUGCUCAUCUGGCUGUUCCCUGCUGGCGUCUACCUGUGUUUCGACAAGCUGGGCGAUGAGCAUAUCUUCCUUAUCACCUAUGCCGUGACGGCCAGCUACUUCGCCGGUGUGAUGGUUCGUCUGAUGCUCACUCUCACCCCUUGUGUCUGCGUCACCGCCGCCAUGGCGGUCUCGCAAAUUUUGGACAACUACCUGUCGGCUAAGAGUCCGGAACCAGAAGAGAGUGCCAGCGAGACAGUGGAGGGUGCAUCCAAGAAAGAGAAGCCCAUCAAGCCCAAGGCCUGGGGCGAGAAGUCGCCGGUUGUUGGAAUUUACGGGGUCACGUCCAAGGCUGUGGUCUCGGCAGCCUUUUCGCUGUACCUGGUUAUGUUUGUCAUGCACUGUACCUGGGUGACCUCCAACGCGUACUCGUCGCCAUCUGUGGUCUUGGCCAGCAGGAUGCCUGAUGGCAGCCAGCACAUUAUUGAUGACUACCGCGAGGCCUACCAGUGGCUACGACAGAACACCAAGGAGGACGCCAAGAUCAUGUCUUGGUGGGACUACGGCUAUCAAAUUGGCGGCAUGGCUGACAGACCAACGCUCGUGGACAACAACACCUGGAACAACACUCACAUUGCCACGGUGGGCAAGGCUAUGAGCUCUCGCGAGGAGGUCAGCUACCCAAUCAUGCGCCAGCACGAGGUCGACUACGUCCUUGUCGUCUUUGGCGGUCUGCUGGGCUACUCGGGUGAUGACAUCAACAAGUUUCUCUGGAUGGUGAGAAUCGCCGAGGGCAUAUGGCCAGAAGAGGUCAAGGAGCGGGACUUCUUUACCGCUCGCGGAGAAUACCGUGUGGAUGAUCAGGCCACCGACACCAUGAAGAACUCAUUGAUGUACAAAAUGUCGUACUAUAACUACAACACUCUCUUCCCUCCUGGACAAGCCACCGAUCGUGUUCGUGGCGUCCGUCUCCCAGCGGAGGGCCCGACGCUGAACGUGGUGGAGGAGGCGUUCACCAGCGAGAACUGGAUCAUCCGAAUCUACAAGGUGAAGGAUCUGGACAACUUUGGCAGAGAUCACGCUUCAGUGGCGUCCUUUGAGAAGGGCAGCAAGAAGAAGAAGCCUGUCAAGAAGCGAGGUGCACGUACCCUUCGACUCGACUAGGUGGAUCUUGGCAAUGCUUAAAGCAGUGUACAAAAGGAGAUGACAGGUAGAUUACUUUUUUCUUUUUUUUAUGUGGCGUAGGAAGGGACAAGUUGUCGGUAAGGUGCCGAUGUACAAAAAGUUGAGAGUCUCAAUAGAAGACAAAUCCCUCUG